GCACGGAGCGAGGGCUGCUUUGUACGGCAGCACGGCUUUCAUACAGCGGCAUGCGGAGCAAAAGGAAGAAAACGUGCUUUGAUGCAAUGAUGAAGAUAUCUUUCUGUUAAGUGGGCAGCCUCUGGGACUUGCUGGGAGCAUGGAAAGAUGGUUAGAGAGCUCUCGUCUUGUGGCGUGCUCUCUUUGUGCUGGUGGAGGAUGGAAACACUGAAAGCUUGAGGCACACUCUUCAAAAAGAGAAAUGAAGGUGUCUCAGCGGUCCCAGGAGUCCAGAUGAGUGUUUACCAUGCCUCUGGGAACUUUCCUUCUUCCUGUUCUCUGUUUCUUGGGAGCAGUGAUUCCGCGGGGACUGCAGUAUGUCACGUUCUCACGCAAUGCUACGAAAUUCCUCCAUCUGUCUAUGGACUUGGAAUCUGGGACCAUUUACUUGGGGGCCACCAACUUUCUCUUUCAGCUGACAUCUGACCUGCUGAUGAAGAAAGUGGUUCAGACUGGACCAGUUCUGGACAGUAAAGAUUGCCUGCCCCCAGUCUCAAAGCUAGAGUGCCCUCAGGCACACCACACUGACAAUCACAACAAGCUGCUGCUGGUGAACACGGUGCAGAAGGAGCUCAUUGUGUGUGGCAGUGUGCACCAGGGAAUCUGUGAGAAGAGGAGCCUCACGUCUAUUGAUCAUGUCCUCUUCCGUCCAGAAAGUCCUGGCGACACUCAGUACGUUGCUGCCAAUGAUCCCAACAUCACCACUGUAGGACUCAUAGCCUACUCAAAGGAUGAGGUCCCCUUGCUGUUUGUGGGACGAGGGUACACUAGCCGAGGAGUUGGAGGAGGGAUUCCUCCCAUCACUACCCGAAACCUCAGAGCCCACAGUGGGGAUGUUCAAGCUACAGACUCUCACUCCAUUUUCUCCUAUGAAGAAACAGCAAAACUGGCUGUGGGACGGCUCUCUGAGUACAACCACCAUUUCAUUAAAUCUUUCACUUAUCGCUCAAGCAUCUAUUUCCUAUUCUACCGUCGGGACCUCAAGUCUCAAUCACGUGAGUACAAGACCUACAUCUCACGAAUCUGCCUGGAUGACUCUCAUUAUUACUCGUAUGUGGAGUUACCUCUGCUCUGCCAGGGCAAGACCAACACAUACAGUCUCCUGCAAGCAGCCUAUGUCACCCAGCCAGGAGAAGACCUGGCCCGGGGGCAGCUGGACACAGAGGGAGAAGUGCUGUUUGCAGCCUUCUCUGCCUGGCAGGCUUCUUCUGGGAAACUGAGUGAGGAGUCUGCGCUCUGUGUCUAUGCAAUGGAGGAGGUGGAUCGUCUGACCAAUUGGACUAGGGAUGUUUGCUACAUGAGAGAUGGGAAGUCAGAAGAAGGGACAGAAGUGGCAUAUAUUGAAUACGAUGUCAGUUCCAACUGUGUCCAGCUGCCAGCGGAUACCCUGUAUGCAUACCCCUGUGGCUCUGACCACACUCCCAGCCCUAUGGCCAGCCGUGUACCCUUGGAAGCAGCUCCCCUUCUGGAGAAAAGAGAGGCCCGUCUGACAGCUGUGGCAGUGCAUGUGGAAGAUGGUCACACCAUUGCUUUUCUGGGAGACAGCAGAGGGAGACUGCACAAGGUGUACUUAGGAGCGAUGGGAGAUGCACAAAUAUACGCUUCUUUAGCUAUCCAGUUAAACAGCGUGGUGAGUGGAGACCUGCUGUUUGACCAGUCGCAGGAGCACCUCUUCGUCAUGACCCAGUCAAUGGUGGUAAAGGUUCCCAUACUGGAAUGUUCCCUGUACUUGGACUGUGAAUCCUGUCUCGCGCUGAAAGAUCCCUACUGUGGUUGGUGUGUCCUUCAAGGACGGUGCAGCCGUCGCUCAGAGUGUUUGCGGUCCAGGAUGAGUGAGCAGUGGCUCUGGAGCUUUAACUCUACACAACAGUGUCUGUCUGUCCAGUCACUAACUCCAGCCAAUAUCAGCAGAGAGGAAAAGAGAAAUAUAUUCCUGGCUAUCUCGGAUUUACCCUCUCUGCAUGAGGAAGAAUUUUAUUCAUGUUACUUUGAAGAUUAUGAAAGCCCAGCAGUUCUGACAGAGUCAGGAAUCAUGUGUCCUUCUCCAGAUCCCAGCCAAGCACCAGCUUUGCCAACAGGAGCAGAUCAUGUCACCAUAAAGCUCGUAGUGCGUUUCCAUGACAUCUUCAUUGCUUCCGUGGACUUCUCUUUCUAUGACUGUGCUGCAGUGGCCCUGCUGUGGAAAUCGGCACCGUGCCAGAAGUGUGUGAGCAGUCUCUGGGGAUGUAACUGGUGCAUCCAGCACCACCUCUGCACCCACAAAGCCGCCUGUGAGGAAGGAACCAUUAUCUACAAUGAAAGGGCCCAGAUCCCAUCCUCAAGUGUGUUUCCUUCUCCAGCAGCUCCCCUCACCAAGUCCUCUACUACAGCCCCAACUGCAGCCACAAAACCUGUCACUCCGCCUGUGCGUGUGGUACCGAGCACUGUGCCCCUCACAGAGCCCAACCACAUCACACUCUCCACAGCCUCGGAUGCGACGACUGAGCCGGCAGAAACCCUCAGCUAUACAUACUUGACUCUCUCAAGUGAAGCAGACUCUCUCCAGGCCGUCACAGAAUCCCCUCUACCACCACCAGCAGACAAACCUGCGGUCACUGUGCCGGAGACAACUUCUCCUGCAGUAUCUGUCCCCACCAGCCCAUCGGAAAACAUGGAUGAUGCAGCCUUGCCCACAGAAUGGCCAGCCACUGCCCAGGAGCCGCAGCACACUGACCCACCCACCACCCUAGUGGGUACUUCUCUGCACCCAUCUCCAGCAACAGUAACACCUUCCCCACGUGUCACCAGUUUCAAGUGGUCUCCAAGUUCUUUUCCUACCAUGGAGGCGCUGACAUCUGCCAUCCCAUCUCCCCAAACCCCCAGCCAAGUGCCAGGGAGCCAUGCUGCCUCCGAUGACUCUCCUGGCUUGCUUGGAACUGAACUACCUGCUUCAGAGCUUCCACAAUCAGCUCCCCCAGACUGGCUGCUGGAGGAAGGCAUGGAGCUCCAGGACACAGAGGACUGGAUGGAUUUGCUGCAGGCUGAGAAUGACACGUCUUCCUUCUCUGCUUCUACUCUUUUGUCGGGUGAUGGUGAUUCUUCAGAGAGGGAUGUCCCUGACUUUCCCAGGAUCCUCCACCCUGACCUUGACUAUCAGUAUGAUGCCCCUGAGUUUUGGGAGGAGAGUGAAGAGCUUAACUGGGGUCCAGAUGCAUGUCCCUGUGUGCAGGGAAUCCAGGGGUCUUCACUGUUUCCAGUCAACGUGGCAAGGAAGAUAACCCUGCUGGGGAAGAACUUCCAUCUCUAUCAGGACCAGCAGUGGGACUAUGAGUGUGUCCUGAAUUUGGAAGGAAGGACAGUUGUGAUGGAUGCUUAUGUGGAAGGUGAAGAAACAAACCAGUCUCUUUGUUAUAUCACCUGCCAGAUGAACCAGUACAGUUACACUGCUCCUCAACUUGAAUUCAAUGCUGUGGUGUUUGUGCGGAGGCGACGACACCUUCGAGUGGACAGUGCUGCAGAUCUUCAUGUGACUUUUUACAACUGCUCUGUGGGACACACUGAUUGUAGCCGCUGCCAAACAGCUGACUCCAAGUACAACUGUGUGUGGUGUGGAGGUGACAACCCCAGCUGUAUCUUCAGGGGCUCCUGCAAGGAAAAAAUAGAAGAUAUGUGUCCAGCACCUCUCAUCCACUCUGUGUACCCCCUGUCUGGACCAGUGGAAGGUGGCACUAGAAUCACCAUCACUGGCUCAAACCUCGGGCAGAAACAUCAAGACAUUGCAGAAACUGUCACUGUUGCAGGAAUUCCCUGUGCCGUAGAUGCUCAAGAGUAUGAGAUCUCUAGCAGUAUCGUCUGUGUCACCGGCGGGAGCUGGACAGAGAGAUCUGGGCACAUUGUGGUUGAAGUGCCUGGAGGAGGACGUGGAGUUUCUGAGCAUGUUUUCACCUAUCAGAACCCAGAGCUGAAAUCCAUUGUUCCAACUCAGGGCCCCAAAGCGGGAGGAACCUGCCUUACCCUUCUUGGCUCAAAGCUUCUGACUGGGCAUCCUAAUGAGAUCAGUGUCCUGCUUGGAGACCUCCCUUGCCACAUCCUCUCUGAGAUGACAGAGGAUCAGUUGGCGUGCCAGACAAGUCCCAGCAACGUGUCCACAGAACUUCCAGUCACCAUCAAAUACGGAAACCAAGAGCGGAGACUGGAAGGAUCCCUCUUCAGAUAUACUCUGGAUCCAAACAUUACUUUUGCGGAGCCACCUAAAAGCUUCCUCAGUGGAGGGAGAGUGCUCAGAGUUCAUGGAUACAACUUGGACGUUGUACAGAAACCGAAGAUCCGUGUUACAGUUUCUCCAUCUGAACGCCGGCGCCGAGGACUGGGACGAUGGCGCAGAAUCAUCCCAGACACCGAGUGCCCUGAGGAUGCUCUGUGUGGCGUCCAGCAGUUUGAAGAACCAUGUCUUGUUAACUCCUCCUAUCUGAUCCUGUGCAAAACUCCAGCCAUUAACCUACUGUUGCGGAGUGUCCGUAUCAAACUGGAAUUUAUUCUGGAUAAUCUGAGCUUUGAUUUCAACUCAUUGCAUCCCAUGCCCUUUUCUUAUGAAGUCAACCCCAUCCUAAAACCAUUGAAUGCUGAAGACCCUGCCAAACCAUAUCGUCACAAGCCUGGAAGCGUCAUCUCUGUGGAGGGUGAAAACCUAGAUCUGGCUAUUUCCAAGGAUGAAGUUAUGGCUAUGAUUGGGGAAGGAAUCUGUGUGGUGAAGACACUAACAAGGAAUCAUCUCUACUGUGAGCCUCCCUCUGAGCAGCCAGCUCCGCGGCACCGCACAAAGCGGGAGGGCACGGAUGUGCUCCCAGAGUUCACGGUACAGAUGGGAAACUUGAACUUCCUCCUGGGCCGAGUGCAGUACGACACAGAAAGCCAGCUCACCUUCCCGCUGGAGGCACAGAUUGGUUUGGGUGUGGGUGCAUCCUUUGUAGCACUGAUUGUUCUGGUCAUCGUCUUCAUAUACAGGAGGAAGAGCAAACAGGCUCUGAGGGAUUACAAGAAAGUUCAAAUCCAGCUAGAAAAUCUGGAAACAAGUGUUCGGGACAGAUGCAAAAAGGAAUUCACAGACCUGAUGACUGAGAUGAUGGACCUCACAAGUGACCUUGUGGGCACAGGAAUCCCCUUCUUGGACUACAAGUCCUAUGCAGAGCGCAUUUUCUUCCCGGGUCACCGUGAGUCACCACUGCAAAGGGAUCUGGACAUCCCCGAGUGCCGGCGGCAAACUGUGGAGCAGGGCUUGGUCCAGCUUUCCAACUUGCUCAACAGCAAGCUCUUCCUCACCAAGUUCAUCCACACUCUAGAAAUCCAGCGCACUUUCUCUCCAAGAGACCGGGCUUAUGUGGCAUCAUUGCUCACUGUGUCACUGCAUGGGAAGCUGGAGUACUUCACUGACAUCCUGAAAACACUCCUGAAUGACCUUGUGGAGCAGUAUGUGGCCAAGAACCCCAAGCUGAUGCUGCGGAGGACAGAAACAGUGGUAGAGAAACUGUUAACCAACUGGAUGUCCAUCUGCCUAUACGCAUUUGUGAGGGAUUCUGUUGGGGAGCCACUUUACAUGCUGUUCCGAGGAAUCAAGCACCAGGUGGACAAAGGGCCAGUUGACUGGGUAACAGGGAAAGCCAAAUAUACCCUGAAUGACAACCGCCUUUUGAGAGAGGACCUGGAGUACCGGACUCUGACCUUAAAUGCUCUGACACAAGCAGGAGUUGCUGCAGGAGGGGCAGAGGACUCCCAGGGCAUUUCUGCGAAAGUGCUAGACUGUGACACCAUAACACAGGUGAAGGAGAAGAUCCUAGAUCAGAUCUAUAAAGGGACACCGUACUGUCACCGGCCAGACCCAGACACCCUGGACCUCGAGUGGAGAUCGGGGCUGGCAGGUCAUCUGAUACUGUCCGAUGAGGAUGUGACAUCUGUUGUUCAAGGAACUUGGAAGCGCCUGAACACUCUUCAACAUUACAAGGUGCCUGAUGGAGCAACAGUAGCACUGGUCCCACGCCUGACCAAGCACAUCCAUAGGGAGAAUCAGGAUUACAUCCCAGGAGAGAAAACACCAAUGCUAGAAGAUGCAGAUGAAGGUGGGAUCAAACUUUGGCACCUGGUAAAACCAACGGAAGAGCCAGAGCUUCCCAAGCAUCGGCGUGGGAGCUUAAGAGAUCGGGAGCGAGCCAAGGCAAUCCCAGAGAUCUAUCUGACACGUCUACUCUCAAUGAAGGGCACUCUGCAGAAGUUUGUGGAUGACUUGUUCCAGGUGAUUCUCAGUACCAACCGCCCUGUCCCUCUGGCAGUCAAAUACUUCUUCGAUCUGUUGGAUGAGCAGGCGAUGCACUAUGGAAUUGCAGACCCUGAGACCAUCCAUAUCUGGAAAACAAACAGCCUGCCCCUGCGGUUCUGGAUCAACAUCAUCAAGAAUCCCCAGUUUGUUUUUGAUGUGCAGACAUCGGAUAACGUAGAUGCUGUGCUCCUGGUCAUUGCGCAGACCUUCAUGGACUCCUGUACAAUAGCUGACCAUAAGUUAGGGCGGGACUCUCCGAUCAAUAAGCUGCUCUAUGCCCGGGACAUUCCUCGCUACAAGCAGAUGGUGGAAAGGUACUACGCAGAUAUUCGUCAGACCAUCUCUGCCAGUGACCAGGAGAUGAACUCUGCCUUGGCUGAGCUGUCACGGAAUUACUCAGGUGACCUCAAUUCCCUGGUGGCUCUACAUGAAUUGUACAAAUACAUCAAUAAGUACUAUGACCAGAUCAUUACUGCUUUGGAAGAAGACCCAACGGCACAGAAGAUGCAGCUCGGCUACAGACUGCAACAGAUUGCAGCAGCUGUGGAGAAUAAAGUCACAGAUUUGUGACAAGCGCAGAGAGACUGCUCUCCCCUGGCUGAAUGGGGACAGUGCUCAUCCUACCUAUACACAGGGUGUCCUGCUGCCAUCGGAACCAGGCUCUCCAAGGAACCUGCGAGUGACGUGAAUGGGGAUGGCCAAGGCAGUACAUAGUACAAGCGUCCUUGCAUCUCAGAGAAUAUUUUUUUACAGUUUUUUCUUCAUAAAAGCAAAACAAGACAAAAACACCCAAACUUUGGUUUUCCUAUGGCAGACAGCUCCUUCCUACAGAUGUUACAUCAAUGUGCCAAGUUUCCAUACAGUGUUGUUGAAGAGCCAAGUGACAACACUGAGCACCGUGUCUGUGUAGUCCUUGGCCUUGCAUGGACACCCUUUCCAGUACUGGGAGACUUCCCUGCUGCAGCUGCUCACUUCAGUGAAGCUUUCCCCAGGCUGGUGGCCGGGUUAACCUCUGUCCUGGGCUUGCAAGCACUCCUGCAGUAUCAUACCCGAGAAAUUGCUUGCAGCAAUGUCUCCUCCAGUUUUGGAUGUAGAAAGGAGAGCGUCUGAUGGUGAAUGUCUCUUGCUCCCUAAUGUUCUGGUCUCGGACAGCUUGUAUGUGACACCUGCUUGGAUGUAACGUGUUCACCAGCAUGUGCGCUUGCCCAGGGCCUACUGUAAAUGGACAGCAGCCCCUCACCCUUUCCCUCAGGACAAGUUCAGCAUGCGAGAGUCGCUUCUGGCUCACCUCAGUCUCCACUGACCCCGCUUGGGAUCAGUCUUCCUGGUUCCUUGUGGUCAGAGGUUGCCCUGCUCUUUGGAAAAGCACAACAAAUGCCUUGUGCCACUUCCCCUUCCUCUGGUGUCCGGCUGUUCUGCUGCUCUGAACUGGACUUGUAAAUACCUUCUGAAAGUUAAUGUAUUUAAAUGCUGAAGGAGAAUGUUUAAUGUUGUGGCUUUGAGACAAAGCUUUUCUUGGAGAAGCAUCUCUGUGCACUUCUACUGACAAACGUCUGUCAGCACUGGAGCAAAGUUUUCUCCACUGCUUUGUCUGCAGGGAUGACUCGUAGAUGUCUCCGUUGUCGUAACAGCAGCUUGUUUUUCCCCACAGCUCAGUUCAAGGCUUAGCUGUGUGUCCUUCUGUUAGGCUUGCCUUACACCUUAGUCACAGUUUCACUUCCCAGACUCUCCUGUCGUGGCACAUAGAAGGGUUUUUGGUGAGCUGUGAACUCAAGGAAGCCGUGAAGCACAACUGUUGUUCCCAAGGAGCACCAGGUGUCCUGCAAACAGGAAUGAUUCAUGCAAGGAAGGAGAGGCUGGAACAGGCACAAGCACAGUUAGUUCCCAGCUGUUCCUGGGCAGCUCCUUGCUGCUGCGUCCUGGAGAGCACUUGGGAUGCUUCCUGUGCCCUGUGAGCAGAGUCCUCUGUCCUUCUAGGAGCAAAUUCCUAUUUAUAAGGGUGCCCUACUUGUUCUUGCCUCCCGCUGCUUAUUCCAGGCUGAUGUCCUGUGUGCCUGGGGCAGGUUGACCGGUCUGACUCCUCUGUCACUUCUCUGAGGUGGUGAUUGUGUCGGCCAGGAGGGACCACAGGGAGAGCUAAACAGGGCAAGAUCCUGUCCCUACCAGUCUUUACAUUGCAAAUAGGAGUAAUUCCAGCCCUGUGGCUUUGUGUGAGUGCUGCACCAUUGCAAGACUGUUCUCUGAGCAAUAUAACCACAAUCUAACACUGGCCUUUCUUCCUACAAAGCCAGCUCUCUCCUGUCACCCUCUGUCAGCAGUAUUCCCAGGUACGCUGUAUGCCCAGGGUACAGCCAGCACCCCUGUGCCACCUCUGGCUCCUGUCCUGCUGUAUGAAGGGAGCAGGUGAGCUGGGCAGGUGCUGCCAGGCAGAAAUGGGGCACAGUUUGCCUCUCUUCCCCCAUGGAGGUCCUGGUUUGGGUCUCGCUCCUGCCUCCUAAAACUUAUAGGAACUUAGCAUUUCUGAAACCUCUGUCUUGGCCAAAUCUGAUUAAAUCAGCCCUAAAAAAGCUGGUUGUAGGAAAAGACUGGCAGAUGGGAAAAGGCAGAUACAAUGCACGUUAGGGAAGCCCAAUCCCUUAGGAACUGCAGGUGAUUCCUUGGUUUGAGGCAGGUGCAGGUGUAGUAGCACAGCGUAGCAUUGUCCCCUUGCGUGCUGAUGGAUGGACUUCCCGCCCCGGGCAGCAAAGUGUAGGUUGUGGCCUCUCCAACUUACUGAGUGUCUGCCAGGAGCCACAGGCUCUCUGCCGGAUUUAUGGCUCUGUAGGCUGUUAAUGUCUGCACCUAUUUUUGCAGAAUUAUCUCUGCGCUUUCCCAGAAGAGGGGAGCUUGGGGCUUCAUUCUGAUUCCACCUGACACUGGCAAAGGGAGGAGGACUUGAUGGCUCUCCUGGAAUCCUAGUGACUGGAGUCCCGGGGUGUCUGAGACAAGGGCUGACUUAGGCCAUGGGGUAGGUGGGUUCUGCAUCUUCUCUGCUUCUCAGUAGGGCUCCUGGAUUGUGGAAAUUGUCCACUUUCUCAGAGUGUACCUGUGAAAGUCUGCUUUUAUUAAAGCAAUAAUCAAGACUUUAAAAUAGAGCUAAACAUAGGAGAGUGACUUUACAUCUUGAGCUUGUCCUGGCAUCACUGGACAGGAGGCGCUGUGAGGGUGUAAAGCUGGUAGGGCCCAUCUCUUCCCAUCCAUCUGUCCUUGGUGUUCUAGCUACCAGCAUCCUCCUCCCCUGCGGACACACACUGAAGGCCCCUCGCUGGGAUCAGCUUGGAUGUGUAGGUAUGGCCCCUCUUCUCUCCGUCCAUGCCCCUCUCCUGUGGCAAAAUUCAUUACUACAACAGGGUUCUGUUGCAUUUAAAUUUGCACAAAAUAGGUUUUAUUAUGAAAUUCCCUAUUGCAGGGAACACUUAUUUAUUUAUUUCUCAUGAUCCUUCCAAGUUUCUUCCAGUCUUGGCCUGAUUCCAUGACCAGCUUGUCAGACACUCUGGAGACGGAUGAUCCUUCUCAAGGGUGGAGAAUCCUCUCUGGAUGUUCUCCUCUUGCAAGUAGCAAAGUUCUGUGGGCACCAGCUGAGAGUGCCCUGGCACAGCAACUAUUCCCCUUCUGCAAGACUAAGGUGUAGCAAGGAGAUGUUGCUGCUUUAAUUGUAUUCUCAAAAAGGUGAUGUUCCUGAAGGACAGGCAGUAAGAUUUAGUCCUGCAGUCAGAGAAAGAAACUUGCUUCCACCAUGGUCUGGAUGAAAUGCCAAGAACUGAUCAGUAUUAAGAUAAAUAUCCGUUGGUGUAUUUGAAUGUGUCUCCUGUUGGCAUGACUAGGAAUAGCUGGCACCCACGCGACGUAGAUGUGAGAGCGCUUGCUUUCAUCUGUCUGGUGGCAAAUUUAGGCUGUACCUGGAAGUGGGUUUGAUUGGUUUUUUUCUUGUAGAAAUUAUGGCUAAUUUUUUUUAAUGAAAAUAGAGGGUUCUUGGAUGAUGCUGCCUCGGUGGAAUGCCGUUUGUUUUUCAAGGUGUGCCCCGUUUGCAGCAAGAUGCUGCUUUUUUUUUGUGCCUUUCUUGUCAGGAUGAUUCUUUUGGUUUCCAGAACACCCAGUGCGUUUGCUCUAAUCGUCUUUCUCCCUGUCCUCUGUCCUGGUGACUCUGCCCUCUCCCAGCCUUGUGACUUAGUGUCUCUCUGUCUGUUACGGUAUGGCCUGACCUGCAUUUAUGCCCUGCCACACCUUGAGUUCUGCUCAGAGCACCCGAGGUACUGUCUUUCUCAAAUUGGAAUUAAUAAUUAAUAUAAAAAGCUUGAAAAAAAAUCUGAAUUUUGUUACAUAGUGUAAUAACUGUUUGUAGAUACUGUUCUGAGAUGUAGGAAUCUAUUGGUGAUAUAAGAGGUUUUGUCUGUAAAUAAUCAGUUUAGAGUUCAAAUGAUUUUAAUAAAGAGAAUUCUUACACAAUAAUUCAAUAAAUUUUAAUAUACAA
Molecule: messenger RNA, 10838 nt
Organism: Cuculus canorus (common cuckoo)
Lineage: Eukaryota; Metazoa; Chordata; Aves; Cuculiformes; Cuculidae
Gene: PLXNB1
Product: plexin B1
Exons: 38
Coding region: 287-6898 (2203 amino acids)
Biological process (GO): negative regulation of cell adhesion; positive regulation of axonogenesis; regulation of cell migration
Cellular component (GO): semaphorin receptor complex
Molecular function (GO): semaphorin receptor activity; protein binding
Source: RefSeq, a predicted model, not a curated record